AGGCAGAAAAGUUGAUUGAGAUGGAGACGGGGCAAUAGACAGAUUGAUCGAUGGGUACACGUGACAGGUUGGGGAGCAAGUUGUGCCUAAAUUAAACCGGCCCCGGCCGAUGGGGAUGGAUCAUGGUUAUCUUAUCGCAAACACCAUGCGUUUCUAUCGUGAAAGAAAAGCAUAACAUUUAUGUCAUUAGCAGAAGCCACAUCCAACCCUUCGUCGCCGCCCAGCUCGCCUAGGUGUUCAUCUUCGCUGCGGAAGGAUCCGUCGCAGGGGUCUCCAUCGCCAUCUACCCCCGCGGCGACAUGUUCUGCAUCGACACCGACACCAGCUACCUCACGCUCGAGUUCGCCGUUGCCUGCCCCCGUUUUACAGCAGCCUCGCCUCACUUGCCCUCCACCCAUUGUUCAGCCAACGGUGAGGAAGAGUGGGAGGUACGCGCUUGCGGAGGAUGUGGCCGGGCCAACAGAUGAGGACGACAUGCAGAGGGCAAUGCGGCGCAAGGCGGAGAAGAACCUCGACACAGCAGGUCAUCUACAGAUGUACAAGUAUUCUCCGUUCGUGGUUACCUCUUCAGCGAGUGGAGAACCGAGAGCUGUUUACGGAGGUCUGUACACGGUUGGAGGCUACGGCGAGGGAUACUUUUUCCCUACAUGGGUGGCAGCAUAGUGUACAGAUUACAGCACCACCCACAUCCUAGGCGUUAUAUGAUUCAUCGCUCCGAUAUGUAUUUCGCCUUUUAUUUUAUCUGUUGACUCGAGACAUAUAAACGGCUGUGUGCAUCCUGGUUAUGCAAAGGCUGGAUGUAAUUGCUUUUUCAAAGUAAUAAAACAUCCU
This is a messenger RNA of Lolium perenne, 831 nucleotides long. NCBI's taxonomy places the organism in Eukaryota, Viridiplantae, Streptophyta, Magnoliopsida, Poales, Poaceae. The record is from RefSeq and is a predicted model, not a curated record.